AUGCGGUCGACCCAGGUAUUGAGAGCGGCAAAGUCUGCCAAUGCUAUCCCCGUUAACCAGAAAUACACUCUUCAAUCUACCGGCGUUUGGGAACGCAUUCGUCGGUUUUUAGCCGUCGACCCUAACAGAUCAAAUGGUGUUCCAUUGAACCCUCAAUUCCGAAACCCCACCCCAGGCGCACUCGCACCACAAUCCUACGAUGACCCUGUCACGCUGCCCGCUGGCGAUAUUGCUGACAACCCAUACUGGAAACGAGAUGGACGACGAAAUUACGCCCGCCCAAGCGUACUGAGGCAGGCGGAUGUUGUAGGACUUCUUACUGUUGGAAGUGAGGCGUCUCCUAAAGCAGACGUUCUUCAGAUCGGAGACGCGGGCGCCCAGCAGCUUGUGGAAGUUAGGCAAAAAGGAGAGGCACACGGGUUAGCUGCAUUCUUCGAGAAGGAAAAGAAUGUUCAGGGUGUGCUAGACUCACAGGGACUCCCGCCUAUGGCUCCGAACUUAAACCCGGCAUCGAGGUAUGAGCUAGGCACUGAACAUGGCUAUCCGUCGAGUUAUCCAUGCCGUACUUUCGUGUAA
Messenger RNA from Blastomyces dermatitidis ER-3, 576 nucleotides. RefSeq names its product NADH dehydrogenase. The record is from RefSeq and is a predicted model, not a curated record. The transcript has 3 exons. The coding region runs from base 1 to 576 and encodes 191 amino acids. Lineage: Eukaryota; Fungi; Ascomycota; Eurotiomycetes; Onygenales; Ajellomycetaceae.